Molecule: messenger RNA, 2963 nt
Organism: Tachysurus fulvidraco (yellow catfish)
Lineage: Eukaryota; Metazoa; Chordata; Actinopteri; Siluriformes; Bagridae
Gene: ankrd13d
Product: ankyrin repeat domain 13 family, member D
Exons: 16
Coding region: 729-2537 (602 amino acids)
Cellular component (GO): cytoplasm
Molecular function (GO): protein binding
Source: RefSeq, a predicted model, not a curated record
AUUUUUUUUAUAUACAAACGCGAAUGUAUUUUAACAACAUUAGCCGAGUUAGCUGGCUGUCCGUGCUGAUUCUAACUAGCUUGCGAAAGCUAAACAGUAAAUAUAGAUUUUUUAAACACAAUUUGACCAGUAACACGGUGGAAAUUUAACGCGUUUAGAAGUAGCUAACUGCUAGCUAGCUGCUAACGGUAACGGCUAGUUAACGGUAACGGCUAGCUAACGGUUCUUUGACUGUCAAAUGUUACUAUAAACAGCUAAUUAGUAUAAAACACGCUUGUUUUCAUGACUGAUGUUUAUUUAUAUCUCGAAUUUGACCUAACCGGAUAUCUAGCUAAGUUGUAAGUUCUAAAUAUCCCUGAUAAACCUAAAUAUAACACUGAAUAUAUGUAUUAUUUAGUAUUCAUGGAGGACAGGAAGCAGUAUCGACUGGAUUUCCAGUAGAAUGAAUGGUACUGAUGGAGUUUGGCGUUUCAAUCAGAUCCUGAGGAAGGAAGAGGGAUUUAUUUGUAAGGUUGCCAACAGCUUUUAAUGCUGCAAACCAUUUUUCAGACACAUUCCACUGCACAGGCGAAUAGGAGGAAAAAAUUGGACUUGAUACCGGUUUCAUUGGAUUGAACUAAAAAUGGCUCAGGAGGUGUUUCCUUUGCAUUAUCUGGUCUGGAACAAUCGGUACUUGGAACUCGACAAAGAGCUGAAGAAAAAACAGGUAAAUCAAUGCAGAGCAGGACAUGGAGUGUGUAGAUCCACGUGGACGUACACCGCUUGAAUUGGCAGUGUGCCUCGGCCAUGUGGAGUCCAUGCGUGUACUGCUGAGGCACAAUGCAGAUCCUACACACUGCAGUGCACGAGGAUGGACAGUGUUACAGGAAGCAGUAAGUACAGGAGACCCGGAGCUGGUGCAGUUGGUCCUCCAGUACAGGGAUUUCAGACGAGCUACAGAGAGACUAGCUGGUAUUCCUGAGCUUCUCAGCAAACUGAGACAGGCUCGGGAUUUCUACGUGGAGAUGAAGUGGGAGUUUACGAGCUGGGUGCCUUUGGUUUCGAAAGUGUGUCCGAGCGACGUGUACCGUGUGUGGAAGAGUGGCUCAUGUUUGCGAGUGGACACCACAUUACUGGGUUUUGAGCACAUGACGUGGCUUAAGGGCCGCCGCAGCUACAUCUUUAAGGGUGGAGAUCUAGACGGUGGGGCUAUGGUGAUGGAGGUGGACCAUGAGAAGCAGGUUGUGUAUACAGAACCGCUGUCUCUGUCUCCACGUGAUGCCCCGUCCCUCCUUGCUGCCAUGCUGCCAUCACAAGAGAACACAGCCCAGAGGCUCACCUCCCCGAUCGUCUCCACACACCUUAACACACGCAACAUCGCUUUUGAGAGGAACAAGUCUGGAAUUUGGGGCUGGCGCUCAGAAAAAACCGAGGUGGUCAGCGGAUAUGAGGCAAAGGUGUAUAGUGCCAGUAACGUGGAGCUGGUGACACGCUCUCGAACAGAACACCUCUCUGAUCAGGACAAGUCCAGAUGCAAAGGAUCCCGAACUCCUCUUCAGUCUUUCCUUGGAAUUGCAGAGCAGCAUGUGUCGAACAACGGGAGCCAGGUAUCUCAGUGUGCCAGUCCUCAUAACCCGACAGACAUCACAGCCGAGGAAUACUUCGACCCCGAGUUUAAUCUGAACGGCAGGGACAUCGGCAGACCCAUCGAGCUCACCAGCAAGGUUCAGAGGUUUAAGGCCACGUUGUGGUUAAGUGAAGCCCACCCUCUUUCUCUGGCAGAGCAGGUGACACCAAUUAUUGAUCUCAUGGCUAUUUCUAAUGCUCACUUUGCUAAACUGCGAGACUUUAUCGCCCUGCGUCUGCCCCCUGGCUUCCCUGUGAAGAUAGAGAUCCCUCUCUUCCAUGUACUGAAUGCACGGGUGACCUUCAGUAACCUGUGUGGCUGCGAUGAGCCAGUCAGCUCCGUUACUGUGCACUCGCCACAAGGAGCCACUGAUGCAGGUCAGAGCCCUCACCCAUUGCACUGUGAGGUGGAUCCAUCUGUGUUCGAGCCUCCGGCAGAUUACACAAUGCUCGGCCCGGGACGCAACGAGCCGCUGAGAGAUGAGGAUGAUAACCUGCUGCAGUUUGCUAUUCAGCAGAGUUUGCUGGAUGCAGGGACAGAAAGUGAUCAGGUAACAAUAUGGGAGGCUUUGACUAACACUCGUCCAAUGUCUUCUCAGCCUCCGCUUUAUGAGGAGGACUCCCAGCUCGAGCGGUGUGUUGCAAUCCAGGAGUCCCUGUCUCUUUCAUUGGCUGGAGGAGAAAGUGGGGAAGCUCCUGCUCAGUCUCCACCAGGUUCCUCACCUGAGACUGCCCUCAACUCCCCACCUUCCUACAACUCAUUGGCUGAUCCACGGGUAACCGGGGCAUUUGCAGUGGCAACAAGCUUUGAUGAGCAGCUGCGUCUGGCAAUGGAGCUUUCAUGCAGAGAGCAGGAGGAGCUGGACAGGAAAAGAAGAGAAGAAGAGGAGGAGCUGGAAAGGAUAAUACAGCUGUCACUCACAGAAAAGUGACCACACUAUCAGCUUCAAAAAAAGCUUUAUUUAUUAUUUGUGCUUUUUUCUGCAGUGUUAAAUUAUUAUUAAAGAUUCAUGCUUUUUUUUUUUUGUUUGUUUUGUUUGUUUUUUUUGAAAUGGGACAGAGGGCUUAAUCAAGAGAUCAGAGAGUGAGAGAGAGGGAGGAGUACCAGGUUAUGAAAAAAAGCAGUCAAAUGAUUUACAUCAAUCCACAUGGCAUGGCAAGACAUUGUUAAUGAUAUCCUCUCAAUCUCUGUCAUCAUUCUGAGUGAAAAUGUUCAAACUUUGUUUAUUAUUAUGUGAAUAUGAAAUGUUGAUAACUAUAGCGAUACAUAAAGUGCAAAAAAAAUUGCAUAAAAUUAGUUAAAUAUGUUGGCUAAAAACAUGGAAGAAUAAUUAUUAAAUGUAUCUUAAACACUUUAA